UAUGAAUGAAAGAAUCCCACCUCAGAGAGCAGCGAAGUCAUUCCGGGAAAAGGCGGACUGACAUUUUGUCGCUUAGAGGCAGUGGUGAAAUUGUCACAUUUCAGAACUACGCAGCCACUGAAUAGUUUUUUUUGCGAGUCGAUCCCAACAAGAACGGAGGAAGCGUAAUCAUCGGGAAUUCGCUAAAUAACCCAAGGACAACGGCAGGCGCCAAGCGAACGCUUUUGGACAGUUGGCAGUGUGUUGACAGGAGGAAGUGUUGCUUAGGACACCUGCUUUGAGCAAGCAAAAGGCCAAAAAGCCAUGAGUGUCUGAAUCUGUGCUGACUGGUUCUUGGGGGCGGGGGGUAACCCGAGGAGAGUGGGAUCAUGACGACAGAGAGAAACAGCAAAGCCCUGAAGGUGAAGCAGGAAUGUGGCGAGAACGUGCCCUUCCUGUCAGACAGCGAACUCAUGUCACUGUCGGUGCGGGAGCUCAACCUGCAUUUGCGGGGCAUGUCCCGCGAGGAGAUCCAGAAGCUGAAGCAGCGCAGACGCACCUUGAAGAACCGGGGCUAUGCAGCCAGCUGCCGGGUCAAACGGGUGUCCCAGCGCGAAGCUCUGGAACAGCAGAAGAUGGAGCUCCAGAGGGAAGUGGACCGGUUGGGGGCCGAGAACGCCGGCAUGAGGAAAGAGCUGGAGGGCCUGGGCGCUCGCCUGGCCGCGCUGCAGAAGUUCGCCAGGGGCCUGGAAGCCGGCGGGGGCAACCUGUUGGCCACCGCGCCGCGCCUUAACACUGCCUCCGUCAUCACCAUCGUCAAGAGUCCGGCGCAGCCUCCGCCGCAGAGGGACCACGAAUCUCCCUAGGCUCUAUAAACUGACUGAUGGGCUGUGAGACAUACACACACGUACGUAGACAUCCGCAAACAUACACAAGAACAAUAUUGGUAGGAUGAGACAAAAAAAAAAAAACAUCAAUGCUGUACCCACAUGCAGGAGUUAUCAUGGUGUGACAUCAUCAAGGACCAGCCGAGCUUCUUUCUCAGUUGAAGUGCUUGCUACUUAAUAAUUGGCGAAUGUUCACUUUAAAGAAAUUUUUUUUGCGUGGUUAGAAUGUACAGUACUGUGCAAAAGUCUGAAACCGAUCACCGCUCGUCCGUCAAUGACACAUUCCCUAACACCAGGGGUCGCCGACCUUUUUGAAAGAGUUAUUUCUUGGGUACUGAUCAUCGCGAAGGGCUCCCAGUUUGAUACGCACUUCUGAAAUGCUCAAAUUACACCAGUCAAGAGCACAUUUUAGUCCAAGAUGACUUUUUUGUCUUGUAGUGUAUUUAUGAUGCUGAUUUCAAAUGUAUCAUUAAUUUUUUCAGGUUUUUGAGAUAUUUUUAUUUUUUGUUUUUAAGCUUGAUCUCUAGAAAUGAGCGACAAUUUGAGACAGAAGAACAUCAAUAUAAAAGAUUUUAUUUCUAAAAAAAUUGAAAAAUUAUUUUUUACAUUUUCAAACAAUAAUUUGUAUAAAUAUUCCUCGAAAAUCACAAUGUCCCAAUCAUUGGUUAGCUAUUUUUAGAAAGGGUUACUCAUGUGGUUCUUGGGGACUUUUUGGCGCCACAGAAUGACCCCUGCCUAACACUCUUUUUGACAGGGUAAAAUAUUACAGAGGAAAGUAGUACAAUGAACCUACAAAAAUCAGUGUUUUGGAGUUUCCAUAUUUGAAGAGUUUUUUUUUGGGGGGGGGGGGGUUUCACCCAUUUUUAACUUUAAAAAAAAAUCACCUUUGUGUGCUUUGGCCAAAACUGGCUUUGGUGGGAUUCUGGCACUGAAGUGAGUUGAGGAGCUUCAUUUUGACAAAAUAAACAGUCCUUUGCUGCUAUUGUGAGGCAUCUAUUGCGGGUGGUGUUAAAUACUUGCAGAUGUUUACUAUUUUACUCCUGUAAAUGGUCAACUUAAUUCUUUGAACCAUGUUUCAAUCAACGGCUAAAAUAUAAUGCAACUAGAUCUGAUUGAUUUUACUUGUAAAUCCUGCACUGUGAAGCCGACGUGCUAACCAGUCGACCGCCGUCCCGCCCACCCCCUUUAAUCCCAAUUUUGACAAAUGAAAAUUGAAACAAGGCCAUGAUGGCAAUGCCGAAACAAGACUUUUCCAUAGUACUGUACACCGGUCAAACUAACUGAAGCCAAGCCUUGCUGACUGUUGGCAGCUUAAGCACAAUCCGACUGUCACCGGUGCCGUUUUAGGCGACCGAAAGGGCGAAGCUUCCUCCGCUUCUGCUUUUUGGGAACGUGACCAAAAAUUAAAAAAAAAACAAAAAACCACGAAUUAAAAAAAAAAAACACACCAAAACUUUGCAGUUAAGCUUCCCCCCGUGGUUCUACAAACUUCUGCAUUCCAGGUUAUUUUUGUUUUCUGUUACCGCUACCCUUAAUGGAAAAACAGGGUCGUGAGAGGCUUAUAUGUCCCGUAAUAUGUAUUCAAAGCAGAAUAUAUUUACAAUUGUUGCUGGGGUUGAUUUUUUUUGGAACUCCUGCUUUGAGGAUAACUUGAUGUUCAGGGUUUGUACACCGACGCAGUGCCUUCAGUGCGUGUGGGAGGUAUCAAACCAAAACUGCUGACCGUCCAUCACACUUUUUUUCCCCCUGUCUUGACUAUACUAGCAUACGACGUACUCGCCCGACAGUUCCUACCGUGCAGUAACGAUUCUGCUACGCGUUUGCAGUGUGGCUCGCCCGCCGCCGGUGGGACAGGCUGAAAGCCCCCCCAGCGCGAACGAGGACUGCUCGACUCCCCAACACACUGUUGGUCUUUUUGUUUAGCUCAAAACACGGCGACUCACUCCGCCCACAUUCCUCUUGACGUGUUCUUAUUUGUAAUGUUUGUCUGUGCCGUCAAUACGCCAAUGUUGAGUGACAUUUAUCAGAGAUAUAUUCUAUAUUUUAUUUGUAUUUAAAAGUAGAUAUUUUGACAAGACAAGCUAACUGAGUGCUGUGACGUUAUGUAUGUUUUCAGUACUUCCAUAGUUUUGGGGGGGGCGGGGAAUAUUUUCAUGUCUAAUUGUAUUGUGUGACAACGAUUCCUACUUCACGAAAUGUUUAAUUAUUAGCGAUGUAGAAAUAUGCUCAAAGCCAUUGGACAUGUUGCUGUGUGAUGAUUCGUGCACGUCUGUUUUUUGCCAUAUUUGUACUGGAUUGCCAUAGUGGAUUCUUGGAGGGAUUUUUUUUUUUUUU
Molecule: messenger RNA, 3200 nt
Organism: Hippocampus comes (tiger tail seahorse)
Lineage: Eukaryota; Metazoa; Chordata; Actinopteri; Syngnathiformes; Syngnathidae
Gene: maff
Product: v-maf avian musculoaponeurotic fibrosarcoma oncogene homolog F
Exons: 4
Coding region: 369-845 (158 amino acids)
Biological process (GO): regulation of epidermal cell differentiation; regulation of transcription by RNA polymerase II
Cellular component (GO): nucleus
Molecular function (GO): DNA-binding transcription factor activity, RNA polymerase II-specific; RNA polymerase II cis-regulatory region sequence-specific DNA binding
Source: RefSeq, a predicted model, not a curated record